CAACAGCUGUUAUACGUUUUUAUUUUUGAUUUGAUAGCGUUACAUGGAUCCCGCAUCAUGGCAGCUCAGUUGAAUCCCUUCCGCAAUACCUUUCGUCUGCCAGCGAAACAGCGUAUUAACUGGUUCCCUGGUCACAUGACAAAGGGAAUGCGCCAAAUCCAGCAAAAACUGCGAAAUGUUGACUGCAUAGUGGAAAUACACGAUGCACGCAUACCAGUGGCAGGCAGGAACUCACAGUUCUUUGACACAAUCACCGGAAGUGGUGUUAAACCUCAUAUUUUGGUCCUGAACAAAGUCGAUCUCCUGGGCGCGAAGCAGCAGAAGAAUGUACUCCAGCAGUUAAGGAGACAGCAGCCCGAACUCAAGCAUAUUCUGUUUACCAAUUGCAAGGAUCAACGAAAUCAUGGCGUGCUGGACAUUCUGCCUUUGGCCACACGCCUCGUGGGCGAGAGUAGUCGCUUCAAUCGAACCCAAUCAACUGAGAACAAUCUGAUGAUCAUCGGUGUGCCCAAUGUGGGGAAGAGUUCAAUAAUCAAUGUCCUCAGGAAUGUGCAUCUCAAAAAGAAGAGCGCUGCACGUGUGGGAGCAGAGGCGGGAAUUACUCGUUCCGUAGGGGAACGCAUCAAAAUUCAAGAGAAUCCACCUGUCUAUAUGAUCGACACACCUGGAAUACUGCAACCCUCCAUAAAAGAUGAUGAGAUGGGCAUGAAACUGGCCCUAGUGGGGUGCCUACCAGAUCACAUUGUGGGCGAGGAUCUAAUUGCGGAUUACCUACUCUUCUGGUUAAACAGUCAUCGCAAAUACGACUACGUGGAAAAGUUAAAGCUAAGCUCUGGACCCAGUGAUAAUAUUAGCGCUGUGCUUGCAGAGUACGCCCAUCGAGAAGAGCUGUUCCACAAAGUCAAACAGUACGACGGUAGGGUAGAAGUGAUGACUAAUUUAUUGGCGGCCGCUAGGAAGUUUAUACACUUCUUUCGCUCUGGGCAGCUGGGUCACAUUAAUCUGGACGAGCCCAGCGGUUUUAGAUAGCUUUUCAUAAAGAUUAACUUAAGAGCUAAGAUUAAACAUUGAGCAGAUGAA
Drosophila eugracilis is the source of this 1080-nucleotide messenger RNA. Its product is annotated as mitochondrial ribosome-associated GTPase 1. Gene Ontology annotation, cellular component: mitochondrion. Bases 58 to 1029 code for a protein of 323 amino acids. Gene Ontology annotation, molecular function: GTPase activity; GTP binding. Lineage: Eukaryota; Metazoa; Arthropoda; Insecta; Diptera; Drosophilidae. The record is from RefSeq and is a predicted model, not a curated record. The transcript has 2 exons.